Molecule: messenger RNA, 5990 nt
Organism: Danio rerio (zebrafish)
Lineage: Eukaryota; Metazoa; Chordata; Actinopteri; Cypriniformes; Danionidae
Source: RefSeq, a predicted model, not a curated record
CAGCAGUGAGCGCGCGCGCACUGGUUUAUAGAGAUUUUCACGUGAGAACGCGACAAACCAUCACUCGCAUACACUGUAGCCUAAUUCUCUCCGCUCACUGCGUCACAGAAGAGCUUACGGGAGGCAUUUUUGUACCUUUUUCCACCGCUUGAACGCGUUCGACAACAUUACGAUGGUAGACUUUGGCAUUCUUCGUUUUUCUCUGCGCUUCUUUCCUACUUCAUGCCAAGGCGGUGAUUGCAGUGGAUGGGCAGAACGUGCCAGGCUUCGUUUCUAAUCCAAAAAGUGCCCGUCUACUCGGGGAUCUCGCGCUAAGAAGAUGUAAGGACCAAAACAAGCCUUCACCCUGCAAAACUAUCAUCUUUCUUCACAAAAAUGCAGAAGGGAAUUCGGCUGAAUGAUGGUCAUGUCACCUACCUGGGUCUUUUGGCGAAGAAGGAUGGCACGAGGCGAGGCUGCUUAAGCAAAAAGAGCUCCGACAACACAAAAUGGCACACCAAGUGGUUUGCUCUGUUGCAAAAUAUGCUUUUUUAUUUUGAGAGCGAGUCCAGCUCGCGACCCUCGGGAUUAUACCUGUUGGAGGGAUGUGUGUGUGACAGGUCGCCCUCACCCAAACCUUCACUGUCAGCCAAGGAGUGCUUAGAAAAACAGUAUUAUUUCACAGUCAGCUUCAACCAUGAGAAUCAGAAGGCCCUGGAGCUUCGCACAGAAGAUGUUAAGGACUGCGAUGAAUGGGUGGCAGCAAUAUCACAUGCCAGCUACAGAAACCUGGCCACCGAGCAUGAAACGCUCAUGCAGAAGUACCUCCAUCUACUCCAAAUCGUGGAGACCGAGAAAACAGUUGCUAAGCAACUUCGACAACAGAUAGAAGAUGGGGAGAUUGAGAUUGAACGUCUAAAAUCAGAGAUUGCAGCAAUGCUCAAAGACAAUGAAAAGAUUCAGUCAAGUCCCACCACAGCACCCAGCGAUGAUGAUUCGGAGAUCAAGAAAAUCAAGAAAGUGCAAAGCUUCCUGAGAGGCUGGAUGUGUCGGCGGAAGUGGAAGACCAUCAUUCAGGACUACAUCCGUUCUCCACAUGCCGAGAGCAUGAGGAAGAGAAACCAGGUGGUCUUUAGCAUGCUGGAGGCGGAGGCUGAGUACGUCCAGCAGCUCCACAUCCUUGUCAACAACUUCUUGAGACCGCUGCGCAUGGCUGCCAGCUCCAAAAAGCCACCCAUAACCCACGAUGAUGUCAGCAGCAUAUUCCUCAACAGUGAAACCAUAAUGUUUCUGCAUCAGAUAUUCUACCAAGGGUUGAAAGCUCGAAUAGCAAGCUGGCCAACAUUAGUCUUGGCUGACUUGUUUGACAUCCUGUUGCCCAUGCUGAACAUCUACCAGGAGUUUGUGCGUAAUCACCAGUACAGCUUGCAGAUCUUGGCCCACUGCAAGCAGAACCGCGAUUUCGACAAGCUGCUGAAACAGUAUGAAGCCAAGCCUGACUGUGAGGAACGCACGCUGGAGACGUUCCUUACUUAUCCCAUGUUUCAGAUUCCUCGUUACAUACUGACCCUCCAUGAGCUGUUAGCACAUACACCGCAUGAGCAUGUGGAGAGAAACAGCUUGGAUUACGCCAAGUCGAAGUUGGAGGAGCUUUCCAGAAUCAUGCAUGAUGAGGUGAGCGAGACGGAGAACAUCCGGAAGAACCUCGCUAUCGAGCGCAUGAUCGUGGAGGGCUGUGAGAUUCUCCUAGACACCAGCCAGACCUUUGUCAGACAAGGAUCUCUGAUUCAAGUGCCCAUGAGUGAGAAGGGCAAGAUCACCCGGGGGCGACUGGGGUCUCUGUCUCUAAAGAAAGAGGGUGAGAGGCAGUGUUUCCUCUUCUCCAAACAUCUAAUCAUCUGCACUAGAGGCUCUGGAGGGAAACUGCACCUCACCAAGGUGAAGCCUCAUACAGUACAAAACGGAGUGGUGUCGCUCAUUGACUGCACACUGAUAGAGGAACCAGAGGGCACUGAUGACGAGUCCAAAUCAGAGAAGAGCGGUCAGGACAUGGAGCACCUGGAUUUUAAGAUUGUGGUGGAGCCCAAAGACAGCCAGUCAUUCACCUUCAUCCUGGUGGCCUCCUCGCGGCAAGAGAAGUCAGCCUGGACCAGUGACAUCAGCCAGUGCAUAGAUAAUAUUCGCUGUAAUGGGCUGAUGAUGAACGCCUUUGAGGAGAACUCUAAAGUCACUGUGCCACAGAUGAUCAAGUCUGAUGCCAGUCUGUACUGUGAUGACGUAGACAUCCGCUUCAGUAAGAUGAUGAACUCGUGCAAGGUGUUGCAGAUCCGCUAUGCCAGUGUGGAGCGUCUGCUGGAGAGGCUGACCGACCUGCGCUUCCUCUCCAUUGACUUUCUCAACACCUUCCUGCACUCCUACCGCGUGUUCACCAGUGCUGACGUCGUUCUGGACAAGCUCAUCACCAUUUACAAAAGGCCCAUCAGCGCCAUACCAGCCCGAUCCCUGGAGCUGUUUUUUGCGAGCAGCCAGAACAACAAGCUCCUCUAUGGAGAGCCUCCCAAGUCGCCCCGUGCCAGCCGCAAGUUUUCGUCCCCACCGCCACUGGCCAUCACUAAGACUUCAUCUCCCAAUCGCCGCCGCAAACUGUCCCUCAACAUCCCCAUCAUCACCGGAGGGAAGGCUCUGGAUCUGGCAGCCCUCAGCUGUUCCUCCAAUGGCUAUGCAAGCAUGUACUCUACCAUGUCCCCCUUCAGCAAGACCACUCUGGACAUCAACAAGCUCUAUGUGUCCAGUCCCAUCACCAGCAAGAUCCCCGACGAGGGAGAGGGCAAGACGGACAAGGCAGAUGAAAUUUCUCUCUGCAAACAAGACAAUUCAGUGAGGGAGGAAAGCGAUAACGACCAGAUCCAGAGUGAUGAGGCAGAGGCUGAAGUGUCGCCCACCAAAUCACCCACCACUCCCAAAAACGUCAAAUGCAAAAACUCCUCAGAAUUCUCUCUGUUCUCUUACAAUAAUGGCAUGGUGAUGUCAUCCUGCCGGGAGCUGGAUAACAACCGUAGCGCCUUGUCUGCCGCUUCUGCCUUCGCCAUCGCCACUGCAGGUGCCAACGAGGGCACGCCAACCAAGGAGAAGUACCGCCGCAUGUCUUUGGCAAGCACAGGGUUCCCUACGGAUCAGAGGAACGGAGAUAAGGAGUUUGUGAUUCGCCGAGCAGCAACUAACAGAGUCCUCAAUGUCCUCAGGCACUGGGUGUCCAAACACUCACAGGACUUUGAAACCAACACUGAGCUCAAGAUGAAGGUAAUCAGCUUCCUGGAGGAGGUGAUGCACGAUCCUGAACUUCUGACCCAAGAAAGAAAGGCUGCUGCCAACAUUAUACGAACACUAACGCAAGAGGAUCCUGGUGAUAAUCAGAUCUGUCUGGAGGAGGUUCUGCAGAUGGCUGAAGGAGGAAAGUCAGAGUCUUUCGAGAACCAUUCAGCUCUGGAGAUUGCAGAGCAGCUCACCCUACUUGACCACCUUGUAUUCAAAGUCAUACCAUAUGAAGAGUUUUUUGGUCAGGGAUGGAUGAAGAAUGACAAAAAUGAAAAGACACCUUACAUCAUGAAAACAACAAAACACUUCAACGAUAUCAGUGACCUGAUCGCUACAGAGAUCCUGCGCUGUGAGGAUGUGAAUGUACGGGUAGCAGUGAUGGAGAAGUGGGUGGCGGUGGCUGAUAUCUGCCGCUGUCUCCACAACUACAAUGCUGUGCUGGAAAUCACCUCGUCCCUCAAUCGCAGCUCCAUCUUCCGCCUGAAGAAAACCUGGCUCAAAGUCUCCAAGCAGACCAAAACAGUCAUUGACAAGCUGCAGAAGUUGGUCUCGUCUGAAGGAAGGUUCAAGAACCUCAGAGAGGCCUUAAAAAAUUGUGACCCUCCCUGUGUGCCAUAUUUGGGAAUGUAUCUCACUGACUUGGCCUUUAUUGAGGAGGGGACGCCCAACUACACAGAGGACAACCUGGUCAAUUUUUCCAAGAUGCGAAUGAUUUCCCAUAUCAUCCGAGAAAUCAGGCAGUUUCAGCAAACGGCGUAUAAGAUUGAUUACCAGCCGAAGGCAGCACUAUAUUUACUGGACAGAAGCGCAGUAAUGGAAGAAGAAGGCCUGUAUGAAGCCUCUCUCAGAAUUGAGCCUAAAGUGCCCAACUGAGAGAGGCUCUACUAGACAUCCACACAAUGUACAGACACUACGCUCUCGACAGUAAACAUCCAUGUGUUCUGUUCUGUAACAUGAUUAUUACUCCUGGAUGUGUUUUCUUGUUUUUAGUCGUAACCAAAUGUUGCCUAAUUGUUUCAGAACUUUCACCGAGGACUUACCUGUUGAUUUCAGCCUCUGUUUUUAGAAAUUCAUAUUCCUUCCCCUUCCAAAAUAUGAUUUACUUCAGUACAGGAUACACUGUAAAUGCAUAAAUGAGCAGUUUUUUGUAUUUCUGAUUCAUAGAUUUUUAUUUAUUUAUUAUUUUAAUUGCAUUACAGGACACUAAUCUUUCCUCCAACAACUUUUGAAGUUGAAAAGUUGGAAGAAAAAAAUUGCAUUUAUUGACAUUUUUAAUAGUUUGAAGAGAGGUAUUGUCUGGACUGGUUUGGUAAAUUAUGGUAGAAAAGCCUGAUAAUAAACUACCAGUACUUUCUUCUGUUAUGUUACUGACGCAAUUCUUAAUAAAUAUACUAUUUAUUAUACAAUACACUACUUCAAACUACUAGAAUGUCAAUGAAAGUCACUUUGUUAAAAUGCAGAGUUAAAUUUUCAGCAUCAAAAGUUGACGAUGCAGAAAUCAAGGUCUCAUAAUCCAAUUCAAUUAUAAACAGAAAACACUAGCGAAUCAGAAAAUAUGGAAACUGUUCUUUUUUUUUUUUUUUUUUACAGCGUGAUUAAUUUCAAGGUGUGGUUGUUUCUUUAAUUGAUCAGGCUCAUCCACAUCACCUUAAUGAAAUGUGAAAAGCCAGCAGGAGCUUUUUGAGAUUUUACUAAAUGCAUGUAACUAAUUUACGGUAUAUGCAAACCAUGUAGCAAUGUGGAAAGCAGAUAUAUUAUUGUAUACAACCAAGCGUAUAGAAACUUAUACUGUUAUACUAUUAUAUUCCAUAUCACUGUACUUAGCUGAACCAUUUUUACAUCUAUUGGUUGCGAUAAUUAACGUCCAAUACCCGAUUUCACAAAGAGCUUGUUUGGACAUGCCUAAAAUGCCAUGACAUGUCUUAUUAAGUAAUUAAAAUAUGUUCAAAAGAUAUGGGAUGUCUCUACUAUUGGCCAUUUGAGAUUUUGAUCUGCUCUUGCAUGGGAAGUUUGUUCAUUUAAAUGCAAAGAAGUUUUUUUUUUUUUCUAAUGAUUUCCUCAGCGAAAACUAUUGGAUCAGCAGUAUGUUUCUAGUCAUUGUUUACCCAUUAAUGUUUCUGUUGUUCACAGCCACAUUUCUCAGCAUUCUAGGGGAAAACAAAAGGUAUUCUGGGUUUAACACUAUCCUUCUACACCAGUUUAUCCAGCUAUUGUACAUUUACAGACAAUCUAUGUCCUUCUUGCUGUUCCAGUGAUUGUGGAACGUGACUGAAUAUCACUUUGUAAAAUGCAUUGUCGUUUAAGAGUAUGAUCAAAAGUGAAUGACCUUCCCGCUUGCAGCAUACAAAGGGUAUUUUUGUAGUCCUAGAAUAAAGACGUAGGGUUCUGCAUCCUUACCUUAAAAAAAGAAAUAAAAUAAAAAAAAAAGACAGUAGAAACAUUUUUGUACAAACAUUGUCAACUCGCCACACAGAAAAGUAUUCUGUAUAUUUUGUACAUGCAGCCCUAUGUAUUUCUUAACAUGUACUAGUUUAAAGCACACCUCUUAAAAGCGUUGUAUCCUAUGCUUACACACUCAAUGCUAUAUGAUUUGUGAUUUUUGAAACCAUGAUCUAGAGGUAGAGGACUUUAAAGUGUUUUUGCAUAUACUGUAAUCCUGUCUAUAAUCAUUCUCUUAGCAGGAAUAUAGUAAUGUA